AAUUGCUCACGUAAAAUGAAAAAGUGUGUUCAUAGAGUAUUUAUUGAGAGAGAGACAAGUAGAAGACGAAGAAACAGGGGAUAUGAAAUAUCCCCAUUCCCAUGAAUUGGUUGGGUUUUUUACAGAUUGAGCUACUACCCAUUUCAGAUCUCUAACAAUUAGUAAAGACCCAGAAAAGCUUGGUACAUUUUGGGUUGAAUUUCGUGACAAGGAUUGAAGCUUCUCAACAAUGGAGGCUACUGCUGGAAUGGUUGCUGGAUCUUACAAAAGAAAUGAACUUGUUAGGAUUCGCCAUGAUAGUAGUGACAGUGGGUCCAAAAUUUUGAAGAAUUUGGAUGGUCAGAUAUGUCAGAUCUGUGGGGAUAGUGUGGGAUUGACUCCGAGUGGCGAUGUCUUUGUUGCUUGCAACGAAUGUGCAUUUCCAGUUUGCAGGCCUUGUUACGAGUAUGAGAGAAAGGAUGGAAACCAGUGUUGCCCUCAAUGCAAGACUACAUACAAGAGACACAAAGGGAGUCCUCGCGUGGACGGAGAUGAGGAGGAGGAUGGUGUCGAUGAUUUGGACAAUGAGUUCAAUUAUACUAGGGGAACCAGCAAGGCUAAAGGUCAAUGGCAGGGAGAGGAUGCCGACCUCUCAUCAUCGUCUAGGCAUGAAUCUCAGCCAAUUCCGCUUCUUACAAAUGGUCAAGCGGUGUCUGGGGAAAUCCCAAGUGCCACACCUGACAAUCUGUCCGUGAGAAGUACAUCAGGUCCUAUUGGUCCUGAGAAGCGUGUUAACCAUUCACUUCCGUAUAUUGAUCCUUGUCAGCCGGUUCCCGUGAGAAUAGUAGACCCUUCGAAGGACUUGAAUUCUUAUGGGCUUGGUAGUGUAGACUGGAAGGAAAGAGUUGAAAGCUGGAAACUCAAGCAGGAGAAAAACAUGCCACACUUGGCAACUCGAUAUACCGAAGGAAAAGGGGGCGGUGAUAUGGAAGGCUCUGGCUCCAAUGGUGAAGAUUUCCAAAUGGCUGAUGAUAUGCGUCAACCUAUGAGUCGUGUCGUCCCUAUCCCCCCAUCACAUCUUACUCCUUAUCGAGUUGUGAUCAUCCUCCGUCUGAUCAUUCUGGCCUUCUUCUUGCAAUAUCGUGUUACCCAUCCCGUGAAAGAUGCAUAUCCUCUGUGGCUCACAUCAGUCAUCUGUGAGAUUUGGUUUGCCAUGUCAUGGAUUUUGGAUCAAUUUCCGAAAUGGUAUCCUAUCAACCGUGAGACGUUUCUUGAUAGACUCGCGUUCAGGCAUGACCGUGAAGGAGAGCCAUCACAGUUAGCUCCUAUUGAUGUCUUUGUCAGUACCGUGGACCCGCUGAAAGAGCCACCUAUUAUAACAGCUAAUACAGUUUUGUCCAUUCUUGCGGUGGAAUACCCAGUCGACAAAGUUUCUUGUUAUGUAUCAGAUGAUGGUUCAGCAAUGCUGACCUUUGAGGCUCUUUCUGAGACUGCUGAGUUCGCAAGAAAAUGGGUGCCGUUCUGUAAGAAGUUUAGUAUAGAGCCAAGGGCUCCAGAAUUCUAUUUUCAACAUAAGAUUGAUUACUUAAAAGACAAGAUUCAGCCUUCUUUUGUCAAGGAACGCCGAGCAAUGAAGAGGGAGUAUGAAGAAUUUAAGGUCCGAAUCAAUGCCCUUGUUGCAAAAGCACAAAAGGUACCCGAAGAAGGAUGGACGAUGGAAGAUGGAACUGCUUGGCCUGGAAAUAACCCAAGAGACCAUCCAGGAAUGAUUCAGGUGUUUUUGGGCCAUAGCGGAGGACUGGAUGUGGAAGGAAACGAACUGCCACGUUUAGUUUAUGUUUCUCGUGAGAAGAGACCUGGAUUCCAACAUCACAAGAAGGCUGGUGCCAUGAACGCUUUGAUCCGCGUUUCGGCUGUGCUGACCAAUGGAGCAUAUCUACUGAAUGUCGAUUGUGAUCACUACUUCAACAACAGUAAAAGUCUUAAAGAAGCCAUGUGUUUCUUGAUGGAUCCUGUUCUCGGGAAGAAAGUUUGCUAUGUUCAGUUCCCACAGAGAUUUGAUGGUAUUGAUCUUCACGAUCGAUAUGCUAACAGAAAUAUUGUGUUUUUCGAUAUCAAUAUGAAAGGGCAAGAUGGUAUCCAAGGGCCAGUGUAUGUGGGUACGGGAUGUUGUUUCAACAGGCAAGCACUCUAUGGAUAUGAUCCAGUAUUAACUGAAGAAGAUUUGGAGCCAAAUAUUAUUGUUAAAAGUUGUUUCGGAUCAAGGAAGAAAGGGAAGAAUGGUAACAAAAAGUACAUGAAUAAAAAGAGAGGACCUCAAAGAAGUGAAUCUUCCAUACCUAUUUUUAAUAUGGAAGACAUCGAAGAAGUUGUUGAAGGCUAUGAAGAUGAGAAGUCUCUUCUAAUGUCUCAAAAGAGACUAGAGAAGCGAUUUGGUCAAUCACCGGUGUUCAUUGCAGCCACCUUUAUGGAGAUGGGUGGUAUUCCACCUUCGACAAAUCCUGCCACUCUGCUGAAAGAAGCCAUCCAUGUAAUCAGUUGUGGAUAUGAGGACAAGACGGAAUGGGGUAAAGAGAUCGGGUGGAUUUAUGGUUCUGUCACAGAAGAUAUUUUAACUGGGUUUAAAAUGCACGCCCGUGGAUGGAUUUCAAUCUACUGCAUGCCUCCAAGGCCAGCAUUUAAGGGCUCUGCUCCGCUCAAUCUUUCUGAUCGUUUGAACCAAGUGCUUCGAUGGGCUUUGGGGUCUAUUGAGAUUAUGCUUAGUAGACAUUGUCCCAUAUGGUAUGGUUACAAAGGGAGGUUGAGGUUCUUGGAACGAUUGGCAUACAUCAACACCGUCGUCUAUCCCUUGACCUCUAUUCCACUAAUUGCCUAUUGUAUUCUGCCCGCUAUCUGUCUACUGACGAACAAAUUUAUUAUUCCUACGUUAAGCAACUUUGCUAGUAUGUUGUUUAUCCUGCUCUUCAUGUCUAUUGCUGCUACGGGUAUUCUCGAGCUUCGAUGGAGUGGAGUUUCCAUUGAAGAUUGGUGGAGAAAUGAACAGUUUUGGGUUAUCGGUGGUACUUCAGCCCAUUUGUUUGCUGUCUUUCAGGGUUUGUUGAAGGUGCUCGCUGGUAUUGACACCAACUUUACUGUUACUUCCAAGGCAUCUGAUGAAGACGGUGAAUUUGCAGAACUUUAUGUAUUCAAAUGGACAUCGCUUCUCAUUCCCCCCACAACUGUCCUGAUAGUAAACUUGGUCGGUGUUGUGGCGGGUGUGUCGUAUGCCAUUAAUAGUGGUUACCAAUCUUGGGGUCCACUCUUCGGUAAACUUUUCUUCUCAUUUUGGGUGAUUGCCCACUUGUAUCCCUUCCUUAAGGGUCUUUUGGGUCGUCAAAAUAGGACUCCUACUAUCGUCAUUGUUUGGUCCGUUCUUCUCGCUUCCAUCUUCUCCUUGCUGUGGGUUCGGAUCAACCCUUUUACCUCCGAUGCCGACAAAAUUGCUGCCAAUAAUCUAUGCGGCAUCAAUUGUUAGAUUACAGCUAAAUUUUGAGGUUUGUGUAGGUAACCUUUUACUUACCUUGUGUAUGAACACCAAGACAAAUGCUGAUCAUCGUAUCAUGAAGAGGAAUAUGACAGUCAAGUGAUUUUCCUUAAUGUUGCUGCUUAUUAGCUUAUCAUACGAAAUUUAGGAACUCGGUGUUAACAGCACAUUGCUCCAGCUUCGCGUUGACUGGUGUUGUUCGGCCCUUGAUGUUUCUCCUGUAUAGUCAGGUGUGAAACCAUGGUCUUAUUUUGUUGUUUAUUUAUGUAACAUUAUGAUAAAUUAUUUGUAAAGAUAAAUACUCACAAUGUACCAUUAUUCUUUUGGAACCAUUAUGAUUAUAUAAUACAUAGAAGUUUAGCAAGUAUGG
Amaranthus tricolor (Joseph's coat) is the source of this 3872-nucleotide messenger RNA. Its product is annotated as cellulose synthase A catalytic subunit 1 [UDP-forming]-like. Gene Ontology annotation, cellular component: trans-Golgi network; plasma membrane. The record is from RefSeq and is a predicted model, not a curated record. Gene Ontology annotation, biological process: plant-type primary cell wall biogenesis; cellulose biosynthetic process. Lineage: Eukaryota; Viridiplantae; Streptophyta; Magnoliopsida; Caryophyllales; Amaranthaceae. Gene Ontology annotation, molecular function: cellulose synthase (UDP-forming) activity. The transcript has 14 exons. Bases 230 to 3493 code for a protein of 1087 amino acids.